Messenger RNA from Pollicipes pollicipes, 904 nucleotides. RefSeq names its product centrosomal protein of 120 kDa. Bases 11 to 904 code for a protein of 297 amino acids. Lineage: Eukaryota; Metazoa; Arthropoda; Thecostraca; Pollicipedomorpha; Pollicipedidae. Gene Ontology annotation, cellular component: centrosome. Gene Ontology annotation, biological process: positive regulation of centriole elongation; interkinetic nuclear migration. The record is from RefSeq and is a predicted model, not a curated record. The transcript has 10 exons.
CCCAGCAAACAUGUCUGAGGAUAUUCUGCUUGUUCUCAGCAUAUGUGAUGGGCGUCACCUGCCAGCGCCACCUGGCUACAGCCUGCUGGCAGAGGCUAAGUUUGACCACCAGAUCCUGCAGUCGGACCCAGUGCCACUGGCGUCGCAUGUUGACUUCAACAGUGAGCUUGCCUGGGAGACAGACAGGAGGGCGCUGCAGCAGCACCGCCUGCACAAGAACCCGGUCAAGGUGGAGUUCUACGCCACGUCGGACGCCACCACCGACCUGCGCCAGCUGCUGGGAUACGUGGUGCUCGACACGCGCACCGCCAUCGAGCGCCAGACCGGAGCGGAGCCCGAAGUGAAGUGGCACCGCAUACUCGGCUGCCGGCCCAAGUCUGCACAUGAACUGCCGGCUGUCCAGCUUGGCCUCAGUCUGGAGCCCAACCCGACGGGCGGAAGCAGCGUCCUGGAUCCCACCAUCGACCUGUCGGAGACGGCGGGCAGCGAGCCGGAGCCGUGCGAGCCCUCCGACCCGCAGCCGGAGCCGGUGGUGCCCGUGCUGGACGAGCGACUGGGCUGCUUUCAGCUGGGGCCGCCAGCCGGGCCGCAGGAGCUCUUCACGCUCACGGUCAUCGUGGUGCACGCCCGCAACCUGGAGCUGCUGAUCCCACCCGAGGUGGACCUGCCGACCGGCACCGGCUUCAGCUUCUACUACAGCCUGCUGGGCUGCGACAUCGUCACCGACACCUUCAACAACAUUGUGCAGCCGCGGUUCCUGGCGGAGCGGGCGGUGACGCGUGUACGGGCGCGGCUGCCCGUGCUGCGCCGCUACCUGCAGCAGCUGGGCUCGAUCGACGUCCACCUCUGCUGCGGCGACCUCAGUCUGGGCAGCGCGUCAGUGCCGCUGGCUCCAGCCAGCUGA